Messenger RNA from Toxorhynchites rutilus septentrionalis, 7410 nucleotides. RefSeq lists its product as uncharacterized. Bases 734 to 6106 code for a protein of 1790 amino acids. Gene Ontology annotation, biological process: DNA integration. The transcript is spliced from 2 exons. The record is from RefSeq and is a predicted model, not a curated record. NCBI's taxonomy places the organism in Eukaryota, Metazoa, Arthropoda, Insecta, Diptera, Culicidae. Gene Ontology annotation, molecular function: nucleic acid binding.
UUUAAAUACGGUUGCGCGCGAACAUUUGGUCCUUCGAACCGGAUCGUUUAGAAUCAGUUUUUCGGAUACUUCGUUUAAAUUCAUUUGCGUAAAGUGUGUUACGAACAAUAGCGCACAAUUGAACUUACUUGACAAUUGGUGAAAUAAAGACAAUUCUGUUCGCCUUCGAAGUUGAAUCGAAUUCAAAAUACGCGGAUUGAGGUCACGGAGUAUACAGAUUAACCAGAGUUUAUUUGAUUCGGAUCACCAACUGUUAUGUAAAUUGUGGAGUUCAUAACUGAAGCUGAAAAAGAGCGAAACUCCCAACCAGUGAAAUUGGAAUAAAACAACGCCAUCACUUGUGCACCAUUGUGGAGUGCAGCUACAAUCACCAUUGCGCACUGGAAGCUGGGUUGCUGCACUACUGGAUGAAGGAUUUGACCAGGGAAGUACUGCUCAUUCUGUAAGCUUGGUGCAUGUGGCUUAGAAAUAAUAAAGGAAUACGACUAAAAUAAAUAAAUAAAAGUGCAUGCGAGUUUCAUUUAAUUUGGCUUGGCCUGAGUUUUUUUUUUGUCUGGUUGUGUUUCAAAAUCUGCUGGAUUUUGUGGUUGUUAUAUUUUUAUCCUCAUUGCAAUCACAUUCUGCCUUCUGUCACAUCGAGAUUCGCGUAUCGUGGAACGUAGAGUAAACCAAUUUGAAGUAAUAGAAAUCAGUGAGUGUUAUCAGUGGAAUAAAUACUUACGAAACUAUCGAAAUGAGCAAGGAAUUGAGAGCACUCACAAAGCGGGAACGGCAGAUGCUGAAUAGCUUGGACGUCGUGCAGCAAUUUUUAGAGGAUUUUGAAUGGGACAGGGAUGAGUGCCAGGUUGAAGUUCGGUUGCAGCUGUUGCAGGAGGAGUACAAAGAAUUUCUCGAAGUUCGCAACAAAAUUGAAAUUAUCAUGGAAGAUGCGGAUUCUGAGAAAUUUGCUGCGGGAGAUGAAGAUGAAAAAGAGGAAGCAGAUCAACUUCGAGAAAAGGCCAAUUUUGACGUAAUGCGGCAGUUUCAGAAUCGGUUUUGUGUGCUGAAGGCACAACUUUUGAAGCUAAAACCUGUCAGUACAGCAGUUUCGAAAUGCGACAGAGAUCAAUCUAAUUAUGGACAGCAGACAGCAGCAUUUUCUCGAGUUAAACUUCCGGAGAUUUCCCUUCCCCACUUCAGCGGUAAUAUAAAGGAUUGGGUUACGUUUCGCGAUACCUUUUAUAGUCUGAUCCAUAACAACUCGCAGUUGACGGAAAUGGACAAAUUCACGUACCUGAAGUCGUCACUCACAGGAGAAGCUCUCCAGGAGGUAAACGGCAUCGAGUUGUCUGCGGCCAACUACGAUGUAGCUUGGAAGACUCUGGAAUCCAGAUACGAAAACCGAAAACUCAUCGUGAAGGAUCAUCUGGAUGCACUCUUCUCACUUGAACCUCUGAAGAAAGAAUCUUACGAUGGUUUGAAUCAUCUUAUCUGCGAGUUUGAGAAGAAUUUGCAAAUGUUGGAGAAAAUAGGUGAGAUCGUUUCCGGUUGGAGUACAUUGUUAGUCCACAUGUUAUGUUUAAGGUUGGAUACCACGACUCUACGUAAUUGGGAGACUCACCACAACAGUAAAGAAGUCCCUACGUACGAGAAACUUCUGGCAUAUCUCCGUAACCAUUGCUCAGUUUUGCAGUCAGUUGCUUCUGCCAAACCUUCAAAUUUUGAUCAGCGUCAACCCAGAGUAGCAGUGUGUCACACUACAUUGAAGACCCCGGCCAGAUGUCCCUUUUGUACCGAUCCCUGGCAUUCACCUUUCCAGUGUCCAACAUUCCAUUCAAUGAGUUUACCAGAACGAAACGAUGCUGUAUCUCGCUACCGGCUAUGUAAGAAUUGCCUUCGUCCCGGACAUGUCUUCAAAGAUUGCGAUCGAGGAACCUGUCAUCACUGUUUUCAAAAACAUCAUUCGAUGCUGCAUGUUGGGCAGAUUAAACACUCCGUUCCACAGCCGCAAUCCACAUUCGCGAUGUUGAAUCCUCCAUCGCAACAACCACAGUCCACGCAACACAACUCACUCCAACAGACACACACUCAGCCACAAAACACACACACAGCCAACUCGCAUAGCACACAACGCUCACAGUUCAGCACAGAUCAUGCCACCACAAGCCAGAAUUAUGUAGCAGUCCCUGCCACACCAACACCCGAUAUCCUUCUGUCAACCGCACUCGUUCGUAUGAGAGACAACUCUGGAAAUUCACUGCUGGCUCGAGCAUUGUUGGACUCGUGUUCGCAGCACUGCCUUAUGACAAGAGCUUUUUCGAAAAGGCUUAACUUUGAUGAAACUUCAGCAUAUCUGUGCGUGCAGGGGAUUGGGUCGUCUCGUAAUAUUUCAACAAAAGCAGUUAAGGCAGCAGUUUGUCCAAGAUCACAAAUAAUUUCACCAUUUGAAGAGGAGAUGCAGUUCCACGUGUUGCCAGAAUUGACGGUGCCGUUGCCGACGACGAGUUUCAAUCCGUCCACUUGGACCCUUCCUGACGUGAAAGUUCUGGCAGAUCCGCAGUUCUAUGAGAGCAGUCCAGUAGACGUUAUCAUUGGUGCAGAACACUAUAUGGAUCUGCUAACCGAUGGCAGACAAAAGGUAACCGACGAUGGACCUACGCUACAAAACACGGUAUUUGGUUGGAUCCUAUCAGGAAGGAUUCCACGCAGCUCCUCCAGAAUGACCCAGUCAAUCACGUUUGUGUGCUCCACGGCAGAGAUUGAACAGCAGCUCACAAGGUUCUGGGAACUAGAAACCUGUAACACUACAUCCAACAACUCCAUCGAAGAAACAAUCUGCGAAGAAAUAUUUGAUAAGACGACAGUCAGAGAUUCAUCAGGAAGGUUCAUCGUUACACUACCGAAGAAAGAAUUCGCAAUUGAACGUCUUGGCGAAUCGAAAAGGAUAGCAAUUAAUCGGUUCAGAGGAUUGGAACGACGCUUCUCUGCAAAUCCAGAACUGAAGCAGAUGUAUACUGAUUCAAUCCAUGAAUAUCUACACCUUGGACAUAUGCAAAUCGUUACGGACAGAUCUGAAAAGGGAACAUACUAUCUGCCACACCACGCUGUUUUAAAACCAGAAAGCACUACAACAAAACUUCGAGUUGUGUUCGACGCUUCGUGCAAAACAACGACCGGAGUAUCUCUGAAUGAUGUCCUUCUAGUUGGCCCUGUUGUACAGGAUGAUUUAAUCAGCCUAACUUUGCGCUUUCGGUUGUAUCAAUAUGCUCUUAUUGCGGACAUCGCCAAAAUGUACCGCAUGAUUCGAGUUCAACCAAACGAUAGACAUCUGCAGAGAAUCUUGUGGAGGGACUCCUCCGACCAGCCCAUCAGCUCAUUCGAAUUGACGACCGUUACGUACGGAACAGCAUCCGCACCAUAUCUGGCGACCAAGUGCCUGCAGAAGUUAGCAGACUAUGGUCAGCAAACUCAUUCGCUCGCAGCAUCCGUCAUCAGAAAUAACUUUUAUGUAGACGACCUGCUAUUGAGUAUAGGUAGUAUUGAUCAAGGCAGAGAACUCAUACGUGAAAUCAUCGAAUUGAUGGAAUCAGCCGGUUUCUCUUUACGGAAAUGGAAUUCGAAUUCCCGAAAACUCCUAUUGGAUGUACCAGAAACCCUGAGAGAUGAUCGCACCAUUCUAGAGCUAGAUUCGUCCAGCGCUCCAAUCAAAACCUUGGGUUUGGCUUGGGAACCAAGUACAGAUAAUUUCCGAUUCCAUAGUCCUAAGUGGAGCAUGGCAGCAGAUAUUACAAAAAGGGUUGUGUUAUCAGAUGUCUCCAGAAUAUUUGACCCCUUAGGCUUGGUUGGUCCGGUGGUGGUGAAAGCGAAGAUUUUUAUGCAAGAGCUCUGGAAAUACGAAUGCAGUUGGGAUGAGCCUCUCACUGAUAGUCUUCAACAACAAUGGCAAGAAUUUCGGAGAAAUCUUGUAGACUUGGAUGGCAUGUCCAUUCCUCGUUGGGUCGGAGUCACCGCAACUGUGAAGUCCAUACAACUUCACGGAUUCUGUGAUGCAUCAGAGAAGGCAUAUGGGGCAUGUAUAUUUGUAAGAACCGUCGAGGACAACGAUACUGUUUCAACACACCUCUUGAUUUCAAAAUCACGGGUAGCCCCUCUGGAAAAUCUCAAAAGAAAAAAUCGUCGGCAGUCCAUUCCUCGACUUGAGUUAUCUUCAGCACUGCUUCUUUCACAUUUGCACGAGAAAGUGAUGGCCAGCAUCCACAUCGAAGUCAAGUCAUAUUUCUGGACGGAUUCGAUGAUCGUAAAAUGUUGGCUUACUUCAGCACCAUCCAGGUGGAAGGAAUUCGUUGCGAAUCGAGUCUCCGAAAUACAGCACCUGACGAGUGAAGGAGUUUGGAAUCAUGUAAUGGGAGUUGAAAACCCUGCUGAUAUGAUUUCCCGGGGCAUGACUCCAGCGCAGCUACAAUAUCAAUCCAGUUGGAGGCAUGGGCCUGUUUGGUUACAGCUGGACGAAUCGAAUUGGCCCCAACCCAUCCCAAUCCAGGAGGAAGAAUUAGACAAGUCAAUUAUGGAAGAGAAAAAAGUCAUCACAGUAGUUCUACAUGCAAUCAACCCAAGUGAGAUAUUCGGCUUACGAUCAUCAUUAUCAGAUUUAAUUCGACUGACAGCACUCAUCCGCCGCUUUCGCUUCAACUCACAAGCUGCUAACCGGAAUCGUCGCAAGCAUGGAUUCAUCACCGCUGAAGAACGCGACGAAGCACUGAAAAUUUUAGUUCGUCUGUCCCAGAAAGAAGCAUUUCCACAGGAGUUUGCUGACUUAUCCAAGGGUGAACAGGUUCAGGAGUCCUCUAGAAUAAGUUCACUUCAUCCGCAGAUAACAGACGGCACUAUUUGUGUUGGUGGCCGGUUACAGCAUGCGCUGUUGUCAACAACUCGGAAGCAUCCAUUCAUAUUGCACCAUCGACACCCGCUAACAAGAGCAAUUGUAUCAUAUUACCACCGUAAGCUGUUUCAUGCAGGUCAACAACUCUUGAUUUCCACUGUCCGUGAACGGUUCUGGCCGACAAACGCUCGAAACCUGGCCAGAAAGGUUAUUCAUGAAUGUGUUCCAUGUUUUCGCAACAGACCCAGAACACACGAUCAACUGAUGGCAGAUCUUCCACCGGAAAGAGUCACUCCUUGCAUACCAUUUCAGCGAGUUGGAGUCGACUACUGCGGGCCGUUUUGGAUUGCGUUUCCACAUCGCCGAGCUCGUCCAACGAAAUGUUUUGUAGCUGUGUACGUGUGCUUGGUUACAAAGGCAGUGCACUUGGAGCUGGUCGCUGACUUAACAACACAGGCUUUCUUGGCAUCACUGAAACGCUUUUCAUCACGCCGUGGCAAGCCCAGUCUGGUAAUGUGCGAUAAUGCCACGAACUUUGUUGGAGCCAGACGAGAAUUGGACGAGCUAUGUACGUUGUUUAACAACCAACAAUUCCAACGGACUAUUUCUGCAGAAGCAGCGGAAAGCAAUAUUGAUUUUCGGUUCAUACCCGCACGUUCCCCAAACUUUGGAGGACUUUGGGAGUCAGCAGUUAAGUCCUUCAAAACAUUAUUUAAGCGGACCAUUGGCACCCACACCUUGCUGUAUGAUGAGAUGCAGACUGUUUUAACACAAAUCGAAGCUGUGCUAAACUCGCGACCACUGACUCCGGUGAGCAACGAUCCGAACGACUACGAAGCGCUAACACCGGGUCAUUUCUUGAUCCAACGACCUUUAACUGCGAUUCCUGAACCUGAUUUGGACGACAUACCUGUGAAUAGAUUGUCUGCUUGGCAACGGACGCAAUAUUUUAUGCAAUGCUUGUGGAAGAAAUGGUCGGCACAGUAUCUAUCGAAUCUACAGAACCGCACUAAAUGGACGAAAGAACGCGAUAAUUUGACUGCUGGUACUAUGGUGCUGUUGAAAGAUGAAAAUUUACCACCAUUGAAGUGGCAACUUGGGCGGGUAGUGGAGUUGCAUCCCGGAUCUGAUGGUAAUAUUCGUGUUGUUACCGUACGCACAAGGGAAGGAAUAUAUAGGCGUGCAAUAUCCAAAGUCUGUAUCUUGCCCAUCCGUGAUAACAUUAAUGCAUCAUCAGAGGAGAACUAGGACUCCUCCAACGGCGGGGGUCGAGAGGCCCCCGCACACCAGUUAAUCGCAUUUUGUAUUAAAUGGACAUCGUUUGUUUUGACUUCACCAGAACUGAGCUUAAAUCAGAGUCGAGGUAACCCGUUUUGUUCUUGGUGGUGGAAAGUAAUUGCAUGCAGUGUGAGGGUGUAGCAGUUGCGCUGGUUACCGAACCAGUUAUGUUUGGUGUGGUCCACACCUAUACAGCCGUAUCGGCUGUCUCAGACGAACCUCAGUUAAUCACAGUUUUACGUUUGGUAUUUUCGAGGCACACUUGACAUCAGCGAGGCCUGAUCCUAACUGGGCAAUACCGACGUAAUGUAGACGUCAUUCUGUCUGCAGAAGGAACACCAACGCCAGGAGGCGCGGGCGGAGGCCAUCCGGCCUCCGUUUCAGGGAAGUCCUUUUUUGUAACAUCAUUUCGGUUUAAAAAAGCACCCUCUCAUUUUAUUCAUAGCACCGCCGCAAGCGAUGAACGGUAUCAGGCACGACCAGUCAACACAAAAAGCAAGCACCAGCAAAACAAUGAACAGGACAACUGCGACUGCGGAGAUAACGUUCCAAAUCGUCAACAGAAAUUACAGUUACUUUCAACAACAAUCUCAUCAUUUACUAGCAUCAGAAACAACCGCAGACAAAGUGUAUCAGGCGCAUCAUCAACGUGUCAACUCCCAUCAGCAGAAUAUAAACACGAACUAAGAACUUGGCAGCAACAACAACAGCAAAUGAAACGAAAGAAGGAUCACAACAAAACUCACACAUAUUGUAGAGCACAAUCGGCGAAUCUAGGUCAAGUUCAUAGUACCGUUACCCUCACCAGACGUAAAUAGUAGCACCAACAAUGACCAGAUGAUGUAAACAAACCGGGAUGUACCGUUACCACGGAGAGCGCUGCCUAUUUCCGAAGUGUGUGCCAGACAACCUCUGUUCUCAUCGGUUUCGUAGUAGCUAGAAUAGGACAGAAGCAAUUGAAAUGCAAGAUAUUUCAAGGCGGCCGGCAUGUUUAUGCGAAAAGGAAUUUUGAGCAUCCCGAGAAAACGUGAUCCACAACAACCAAGCGAUAUUGUUUUCCUCUUUUCCCACACAGUAUCGCUUGGUUUGUUUCACUCGAGCAACAAUUACUCAGAGAGACCAAUUCUCUCUAGCGAUAACGUUUUUUGAUGUUGCUUUGAUCGAUGUUUCUGAUAAAACAGCUGAUUGUAUGAAGAGGAGAGAUAAAUGUACCGUCGUAAAAAAAAUACACGUUUUUGGAAAAUAAAUGGAGUUCGCGUUUAGUCCGUUCAAUG